Messenger RNA from Patiria miniata (bat star), 6465 nucleotides. RefSeq names its product ATP-binding cassette sub-family C member 8-like. The transcript is spliced from 31 exons. The record is from RefSeq and is a predicted model, not a curated record. Gene Ontology annotation, biological process: potassium ion transport; transmembrane transport. Gene Ontology annotation, molecular function: ATP binding; ABC-type transporter activity; ATP hydrolysis activity. NCBI's taxonomy places the organism in Eukaryota, Metazoa, Echinodermata, Asteroidea, Valvatida, Asterinidae. Gene Ontology annotation, cellular component: membrane. The coding region runs from base 60 to 4748 and encodes 1562 amino acids.
GCCAUAUUUCAGCCGUGUUAGUCCAAGACCUGCAUCCUUUGUAAGCAAGCAGCGCCAACAUGGAUACAACUAAAGCAUCGCUGUUUGACUGGUACUGCGGUGCCAAUGCCACAGAGAAUCUUGCCAGCUUCACCUUUGACCUGAACCACACCCUGUACAAUGCCUGCUUUGUGGACCUCGUCUACAUCUUACCACACCUCAUCUUCAUCUUGCUGGGCAUCCUGGUGCUCUUUGUUCUAAGAUGCUGCACCAGCAUCCGCAAGGAGCAACACCCUUACCUCGUCCAGUUCCCCGGCCACAACAUCCGCUGGGUUCUCAACUUCGUCCUCCUUACUCUAACUGUAUGCGAGCUUGGAGAGGGCAUCCUAACAGACAUUGACGUCUACCAAGACACGUCCACCAUCCCCCGCCUCUACGUCCCUGCCCUCCUCUCCCUAACCGCAGCCCUCUUGACAAUGAUCUACUACAACCAGAUGGAGUUGUGGAGCAGACCGCACAUGUCCUGGCUCCUCCUGCUCUACUGGCUGACCGCACUCGGAGUGGAGAUCAUCCGGUUCCUCAAUCUGAACCAUGAUGAAGAUGUCAACAAUUCAAUCUUCCGAUAUGAUCUUAAUAUUGCUGCCGUCGUCAUGUACUUCCUCUAUCUGAUGCUGGAAGUUUGGGUUAUCAUAUCAAAGAUCUGCAAGUGUUGCUGUGAGGAGGAGGAGUUUCCUGAAGACCUGAAGAAGGAGGACAUGAACUAUCUACAAGGCUACACCAGCCUGCUGUCCUCAGCAUUCUACUGGUGGCUCAACUGGAUCUUCAAGAAAGGUUUCAAGCAAGCCUUGGAGCUAACUGACCUGGGCAGUCUGUCUGAGGUCCACACCACGCAGUAUCAGAGGGAUGCCUUCACUAGGGCACUCAAGAAAGAACAGGCCCGAGCCAAAGCCAACGAGACAUCCCUCAGUCUGUAUCGUGUCUACGCCCGAGCCUUUGGCUUCCGUAUCAUGAUUGGUGGCUUCGUCAAGUUUGCCGGUGACGCAGCCACCUUCGUACCGCCCCUCGCUCUCGCAGCAGCCAUCAGAUACGUCACCACUCUCUACUAUCAGCACGGGGAGGGUAGUCUCAUCGAUCAGACCAAGUACGUCUCAGUGACAGAUUUCUUGAGUAACGGCUUUGUGUUGAUCAUCAUCAUGUUCUGGGCCAACAUCAUCAAGCUGUUAUCCCAGCAAGGCCACUAUCACAUUGUCAUCACUGAGUCUGCUCACAUCAAGGCAUCGCUACAGGCGGCAAUAUACGACAAAUCGCUACGUCUCUCCAGUUACACGAUGACAGGGGGCGAUAUGACCAUGGGCCAGAUCACCAAUCAUAUGUCGGUCGACACUUCCAAUGUUAUGAACUCGACGCAAUGGGUCCACUAUGUCUGGUCCGUACCAUUUGUGAUCAUCGGCUACAUGGUGAUUCUAUACUUUGAGCUUGGAGUGGCUGCCCUGAUUGGCUGUAUAGUCUUCUUCGUUACCGUACCGAUCCAGGUCGUCAUAGCGAGGAAGACUGCCAAAUACCAGAAAGCAAUUAUGGAAAAAUCUGACGAGCGUCUGAAGCGAACCAAUGAGUUGCUGCAAGGAAUUAAGCUGAUCAAGCUGUAUGGGUGGGAAGACAUGUUCUAUACCUCCAUCAGCAAAGUACGAGCCUUGGAGAUCUUGGCUAUGAUGAAGGCGAUGGGCUGGAGGAUUCUGCUCAUGACUGUCACUAAUGCCAGCCCUCUGAUGGUCACACUUGUGUCCUAUGGCCUGUACACCAAACUGUCGGGCAAGCCCUUGACGUCGGACGUUGCGUUUGCUGCCCUCGCUGUCUUCAACCAAAUGGCGCUACCGCUCAUCAUCAUGCCUAACGUCCUUGUCGUGCACAUCAACGCCAUGGUCAGCACCAAGCGCCUGAGGGCGUUCUUCGAGGCGCUGGAGAUUGAGAAAUUGGAAUCGGAUGAGGAGGGUACAGAGAGUGAAGUUGGCCGAGGACUCAUCAAUGAAGGGGUUGCCAUGCGUCAGCCGAAACGACAGAGAGCAGAGGACAGACAGCGAUUGCUGACAUCAUCUGAUGAAGAGGACAGGAUGUAUGACAAUCCCAGCUUACCAGAUAAUAUUGCCAGCUUACCAGAUAAUAUUGCAAUAAGGAUCAGAGGUGAUUAUACAUGGGACCAGACUGCAAGUACGCCAACCCUCAAAAAUAUCGAUUUGGAUAUCCCAGCUGGCAAGUUGACUAUGGUAGUGGGUCAGGUAGGAUCAGGAAAGUCUUCCUUACUGUCUGCUAUCCUGGGAGAGAUGACUACAGUCUCAGGAAGAGUCCAAUGGAACAGGCAGUAUGAUUCCGUCGCUUAUGGAGCUCAGAAGGCCUGGCUGUUAAAUGCUUCCCUCAAAGAGAACAUUCUUUUUGGAAACAAACUUGAAGAAGACAGGUACAAGAAGGUCAUCGCUGCUUGCUCCCUGCAGCCAGAUAUUGACAUCCUCCCAGGAGGAGAUGAAACAGAGAUUGGUGAGAAGGGAAUCAAUCUGAGUGGAGGACAGAAGCAACGAGUCAGCGUGGGUCGCACCAUGUACAGCCACAACAAUGUCGUCAUUCUGGAUGAUCCCUUGUCCGCCUUGGACAUGCACGUUGGCAGUCAUCUCUUCAAGGAAGGCAUUGAGGACUACUUGAUGAGGAAGAGUAAAUGCACAGUCGUCUUGGUUACUCAUCAGUUGCAGUAUGCUGACAAGGCUGAUAAGAUUGUGUACAUGAAAGACGGUGUGAUCCGUCACCAGGGAACGCUAGAAGACAUUCGAGAGGAGAACCCAGAGCUUGUAGCCAACUGGUCAGCCACGGCCAACGAAGCCGAGGAAUCAGAAUCAGAAGGUGAAGACGUAAAAGAAGAGAGAGCCAAGCUGGUCCGUCAAGUCUCCACUAUCAUGGAGGAAGAGAAGAAGGCAGGGCUAGCCAGAGCGGAUUCAACACAAGCUGGUCGUCUGGUUGAGAAGGAAGAACGAGCUGAAGGCUCUGUCUCCUGGCGAAUCUAUCUGGUCUACAUCAAACACCUGGGCUUUGGGGUCUUCUUUCUUCAACUCCUACUGCUUCUGGGCAAGAACGGCCUGGGUGUGGGCACCAACUACUGGCUGGCGGGGUGGUCGGAACAUGGGAAUAAUCUCAACACGUCCCUGAAUGGAUCAGAGGAUGCUUUACUUGGCUACUACCUGGGAGGCUAUGCAGGCCUGUCUGUAGGCAGUAUCCUAGUUGAAGCUGGUUCCUUCACGGUGAUAUACAUUGGAUCUCUCUUUGCAGCAAAGAAGCUUCAUAACAGCAUGCUCAAUACCGUCAUGAGUGCACCGCUUAGGUUCUUUGACACUACCCCAAUUGGGCGCAUUCUCAAUCGGUUCUCCUCUGACAUGUCGGUCAUUGACUCGCAACUUGGAGGGACUCUGAAUGGUUUCUUGAUGUUUUCGAUGAGCUGCCUAGUGGCUGUGCUGGUGGACGCUAUCGUGACCUGGUACUUCGUCGUCGCGUUGAUCCCCAUCGUGUGCUUUUACCUCCUAUUGGUGAAGGUCUUCAUUACAACAUCCAGGGAGUUGCAGCGUCUUGACAGCAUCAAUAAGUCUCCAGUCUAUGCACACUUCUCUGAAUCUCUGGGAGGAUUGUCAACCAUCAGAGCCUACAGGCAGCAGCAUCGCUUCCAGAAACUCAUCAUCCAAAAGAUUGAGUUGAGUAACCUGACUUUCCUGUACAUAAACACAGGGAAUAGGUGGUUGGGGACCAGACUGGAACUCAUUGGAGCAGCCAUCGUGUUAUUUGCCGGUCUUGCAACCAUGAUCUCGGCCCUCUCAGGUGGCCUCCAGCCUAGCUUGGUGGGACUAGCAAUAACAUACGCUCUCAGUAUUUCGAGCCAGUUGAACUGGGUGAUCCGUAUGUCAGCUAGCCUGGAGAUGCAGAUGAAUGCCAUGGAACGAGUGGAGUACUACAAGUCUGUCAAGAAAGAGGAGUAUGACGGUGUAAUUGAGCCACACCAUGAUUGGCCAGAUCAGGGUGAGAUUGUCUACAAGGGUGUCUCAGCCCGAUAUGCUUCAGAUCUUGAUCCUGUGCUCCAUGGUAUUGAUAUCCACUUCAAGGCAGGAGAAAAGAUCGGGAUUUGUGGUCGGACUGGAAGCGGUAAAUCAUCGCUGACCCUGACCCUCUUUAGGAUCAUCCAGACAUUUAAAGGGCAAAUCUUGAUAGACGGGGUGAAUAUUGCCCAUCUGCCGUUGGUUGAAGUCAGACGUCGUCUGGCCAUCAUUCCACAGGACCCUGUACUCUUCACUGGAACCAUCAGGUUUAACCUUGAUGCUCAGGGCGAGCAUGAAGAUGAUGCAUUAUGGGAAGCCCUGGAGAUUGCACAACUGAAAGAUGUGGUGUCUGAGCUCGACCUCAAACUGGAUGCCAUGGUAACGGAGGGAGGUGAGAAUUUCAGCGUGGGUCAGAGGCAGCUGUUUUGCUUGGCUCGUGCCUUCUUGAGGAAGACUCGCAUCCUGGUCAUGGAUGAGGCAACCGCCUCCAUCGACUUGGAAACUGAUGCCAUUCUUCAAGACGUUGUAGCCUGUGCCUUCAAGGAGAGGACUGUACUCACCAUAGCUCAUCGUGUGCAAACCAUCCUGGACUCAGACCACAUCUUGGUUCUGCAUGAGGGCAGAAUUGCAGAAUAUGACACGCCACAGAAUCUACUAGCCCAGGAAGACAGUAUCUUUGCUUCCCUGGUGAAGGCCGGAACUUAAGAAGGUGGUCUGCAUCGUGAAGAUGGUCCUCAAGACAUUGGUCAUCGCUUUAGCGCUAAUGCUUUCUUAGUUGUAGAAAAUAAGGACGGAUAGCACAUUUUGUGCUUUGCAUGCUGCAGAGGACUGUGUUCAGGGUAUCAAAUUCUGAAAAUAAUCAAUUUGGAGAUGUGUGCUUUAAUUUGGAGAAGACCAAAUAAUGUUUCAAUUUCUUGCCGAUGGUUUAGACUUAUCCAACAAUCAAAGAAGACAUUAUUGAGAUGGUAAUAUGAAAGAAAAGUUUAUAUUACUCUUUUCAUGUUAAAAAGCUAUGUUAUAUUAUGUUUUUUUCAUGGUGUUCGUAAGCGCAUUACUUGUGCACAGGCUGUACGUAUAAACUUGGUGCUUCUGCAACCAAAAGGUUUUUUUUUUAAUUAUGUGCGCAACUCCAAUUAAGAAUCAAGUUGCUAUAGUUUCUUUGAACGUAACAAAAGUAUCGAUGAGUUUUCCUAAAUUUGUCUGAGCUUCUUGUGGGGCACACAGCUAACCCAAACCUUUUUUUUUAUAUUCAUCGAUGAAUUGGACAAAUUGAUGUAAAAGGUCUGCUCAAGGACACAAGCUUCACGCUUCACAGUCGUUUGAAACACUUUGAUGUCUCAUAAGAACACAAUGUGUAGCGAGGCUCUGGACUGCCAAAAGGUUUUUAUUUAGGGGAAAAGCAGCUAAUGAAUAUAAAAAUCAAUUUUAGUUUUGUUGGUAGCAGUAGUGAUGUUUCUAAAACACAACUAGAGGUAUAUGUCUGUUUAAGAACAGAACGUAGGGCUUUACUGCAUUAUGAAUUUUUUAUGAGUUUAUGUUUUUUGGGGCGAUGUGCAGGCUUUUAAAUGAUAAUUGCAUUAAAUGCAUUUAAUGUCAAAGUUAGCUGCUAGCAACAAAAAUAUAAAAGUAUAAACAUUUAUUAAUAAUCAGUUGAUGACAUCGUCAUUUUGAAAUUUGCAUACUUGCAACAUUACCUACCUUCCUACCAAGUUUCAUGACGCCCGAACCUACCUUUAUGUGUUUUUAAAAACCGUGUUAUUGAUGUCAUCAUGAUGACAUACAUUUUUACAUUGUCCAAAUACAUAUGACCUAAUAAGUCUAGUACAAAAAGAAUGUCAAGUGUAGCAUGUUGCGUUUGUGAGAUACGGCUAUGAACAAAAUGUCAAAAAUCCAUACAAAAUCAUAUGAUGACGUCAUCAUGACGUCACCACAAUAUUCAUCUAUAAACAUCCCGGUAUGUGUUCAUACAGAGUUUCAACCCAACCUUGUACUUCUGUGGAUAAAGGCCAUUGAAAAAUGCACCUUUAAGAUGAUGUCACAUGACACAUGAUGACACAACUUUGCUAUAGGGACUAAUGUCUAUGCUACUUCUAAAUGAUGCAUGACAAAGAUGAAUGCCCAAAUUGGAUGGGAGACAAAUCGUGCACAGAGCCUAUGGGAUUUGGGAUUGAACAAAAAGAACAAAGAAAAAAAUCAGAACAAACACAAAGGCUUUUCUGCAACUUUGCAAAAAAGCCAAUUAUUUUUAAUUUACGUUAGUUGACUUGCAUGCUGGUGAAUUUGUAGGUCUUGAAAUUAAUCAAUAUUGUGUGCGUUUUUGUAUAUAUUUUUAUAUUUUGGGUUUCUUUUUGCUUUUGUUAAGCAAUGCCCUUCUAAAGAGCAGUCGAAAUAACUGACAUGAUUAGGUGUCACAUAUAGACUA